This is a messenger RNA of Funneliformis geosporum, 7105 nucleotides long. The record is from the annotation of a GenBank genome assembly. NCBI's taxonomy places the organism in Eukaryota, Fungi, Glomeromycota, Glomeromycetes, Glomerales, Glomeraceae.
AUGGAUUCUCGGGACUCAGAUUCACAAAUUUUGGAACCUGAAAAAGAUUACAAUUUAGAUUCAAAAGAUAAUAUAUCACAAAUACCAGAAGUUGAAAAGGAGGAAAAUGAUUUAAAUUCAAAUUCUUUGAAAAUGACGAUAGCGCCAGUUAAUGAUCAUCAUAAUGCUCCAAAGCAUUGGAAUAAGUUAAGAAAUCUGGUAUUAGUGGAUGAAUAUAUUCCAUCAUCAUCUUUAUCACCAGAUUUACUUAAUAAUAAUGUUUCCGAGGACGCGAUUUCUCAAUUUUCUGCUGCAGGACAAUCACAAUUAGCAAAAUCAAACUCAAAAAAUGAAAAUACUGGAAAUUAUCAAGGGAACGCCUUAAAAAUAUUACGAUUUAAAACAACUGUACAGCAAAGGUCAGAUGUAAAUAGAUUGCAAAAGGAUCUCGAGAAACUAAUUGCUAAAAGAUAUGGAGGUUAUCUUUUUACAGGCAUGGGCAAUGGAAGCUCUGGAGGUUCUUCAGGACCUUUACCUGGAAACGAUAAAGGAAGCAAACAACUGUCAGAGCUGGAAAGAAGUGAUAGUGUAAGAAGCGUAGGAAAUAAUGUAAACUUUUUCUCAGAACUUAGUAAAUUAUUGAAACAAUGGAAUCAUGUGGUUAGAUUACCUAACAGUUCGCUAAUAUUGGCUGAAUUGGCCAAACCAUUUUAUAAUUAUCCGGUGAACGUUGAUGACUGUAAUAAAUCAUUAGACAUUUUUGAAUAUAUUAGAGCUAAUUAUAAACCUGCGGAUCCUAAUGAAAAUUUUACGCGAAUACAGUGGUGUUCAGAAAAUUUGCUUAAUUCUACUUCAAUGAAUUCAUAUUUCCCUGCUUCCGUUACAGCAAUCCACGCACUUUUGUAUACAUUUAUCCAUACAUUGGUUGUUACGGCUCCAGUCAGUUCGGAGAGAGCAGAGGAAUCGAAUAAACUUUUUGAAAUGGUUAAUGGGUUUUUGGCUCGAUUAGCCGCUGGAACGUUAGUUUCGAUAGACCCUGAUGAGAUGUUAAUUGGAAACGCUAGGGUGCAGAUCAACAAAUACGAUAGCUUGGCUCGUUGCAUAUUUUUAGAGGGUUUAGUUAAGUGUCUGCUAGUUAAAGACGUUCAAUUACGUAAAUAUAUUAUGGAAAAUCUUAUAGGGAAAUACUGGUUAGCUCCCGACUUAACGAUGCAAUCUUUAUAUGAGCAUAUUAUUCAAUUAUUUGCUCAAGCUUCGUUCGAGAUGCUAGUUGACCCAAUCUCAUCAUUUAUCGAUCCAUCAAAUCCCUAUAAUUCGUUACCUUAUCUAAUUCUUCAAAUUCUAAAUCAAUAUUUACCAGCAAAAAAUCUCAAGAAUAUAUCGUCACAUGUUGUAAGAUCACUUAUAAACGUAGUGGUGUCUAUUUUUGCUCUAUCAUGGGCCGAUAUAUCUCCGCGUAGUUCAUCUUUAUCAACUUCAAACAAACAAAAUAACAUACCAGUUCAAAGUUACAAUGACCAUAGUAAUCAAAAAACGAACGGAAGCGAACCUGGUACUGAAAAUGAAAAUUAUAUCAAUUUAAGACCAUCCUCUAAAGGUUCAGCUGGAUCGAAUUUAGCGACUACUUCUGAUGGAUUACUUACGCCCGGGGGUUCAAAACAGUCAUCAGCGAUUGAUGUGUUAAAAUUGGCUAAGGAUUAUGUUGAAUCUCUAUGGAACGAAGGGUGGAAGAAUGAAGUUAUAGAGCUUAUUAAAGAAGUAUUUGAACAAGAUAAUUUAGAUAGGAUUAUCAUUAUUUUUGAACAAUUAGUGUUUGGGAUAAACGAUUUUAUAGGCAACGAUAUUGUUAAGGAAACAAUUUCAGAUUUGUUCGCGAAAAUAGAAAAAAUCAAACCCGAGAAGCCACCAGCAAAUUUAAAGAAAAUGCUUUUGUCACUUUCUCUAAAGCAUCGCGUACAUUUUUAUAAGCCAAUGCUUGCAUGCGUUGCAUCAGAUAAUGAAUCAAAAGUGGCAGAAUAUCUUCAUCUUAUCUCUACGUUAUUAAAUUACAUAAGUGGUGUUGAACUAUUUAUGCAAGAUGCUGAAUUAAUGAGUGUUAUAAUUUUAAGUGAUGUUCCUGGUUCGACUAAAUCUGAUGAAAAUAAGCAUGAUUCCAGACUCUCCGUUUCUUGGGGUUCGACUACAAUUGGUCAAUGCGCUAUUAUCAUGGAGUUUGCCUGGAUUAUUCGACAAUUAAGAUUACAGCAACCUACCCGUUUAAAAGAUUCAAAGAAGGAUGUAAUGGCGAAAAAUUUUUUGAAUGAGCUUGAAAAGAGGAUAUCGAUAUUUUUAAUCGCAAAGGAAAAAUCUAAAUUACUUCCAAUGCCAUUACGUGUAUUGCUUUGUAAUCUUUUCUAUGAAAUAAGAUUAUAUUGUAAAACAAUCUACCGACCAGGUUGGCUUACGCGAAUAAUUGAUUGGAUGAUAAAUUCUUCACCUAGGACCGUAAUAUAUAGGGAUUCUAUGUUGCCUGGUUUAAAUCAAAGCAAUCAAAACAAUCCAUUCGUUACGCAAUCUGAGUUAGAAAUGGAUAAUAAUUAUCUUAAUGAAGUUGAAUUCAUAUUUGAAAGAAUUAGGGACGAAUAUUCAGAUGUCCCAGUACCUAUAAUACCGAAAUCGGCACAUAUUCCUCCUCCAUCAUCUCAUACUCCCAUAAAUCCAUAUAGUGACAUGAGGAGAAGCUCAGCUGUAGUUCCAGCAACAGAUCCUGCAAUUAAUGCGCUACCAAGAAUUUCGUCUAAAUUAGCUAAACAACAUCUUCAUAGGUUCAAUACAUUUAUUGAAGAUCCUGCGGUUUCGGUUUUAUCUUUGCUUGUUGCCGUGUAUAACACUAUAUCUGUGGAAGAAUUUACUAAGUUAGCACCGCAUAUAUGGAAUAAGUUCUUAAAUGAUAGGGAGCACAAACCUUUUGCUUCCGCCUCAUUCCUUUUCAUACUGUGCGGUGAAAAAUCACCUGAAACUGUUAAGGAUCUGAUUAUGAACGAUUUGUACAGUACAAAUGCGUUAGUUCGUGCUAUGACUCUUCGUAAAUUAUCCUCCCUUUUUGGUCACCGGAAUCAACUUCUAUCGCAACCUUAUGUAUCAGAUUCGAUUAGAAAACGUCCAUUUCGAACACAAGCACCUGCAAUACCUUUCGUACCGACCGAAUUAGGUACUCAAGGAAUAAUGAUGUAUGAUUCUCCAAAAGAAUUAAAACAUAAAGGUUCAUUAUCUUAUGUUGUGAAUAAAAAGAUAGAAGAGCUAGGAUGGGAUGAUGAAGAAGAAGUUGAUUUGGAUCGUUCAAAACGUAUUUUAACACCAAUAUCACUUUUACCUACCUUUCAUCUUGAUGAAGAAGAAUUUAAGAAAAAAGAGGAAGCUGAAGCGUUACAAGUUACACGUGAUAAAAUUAGGAGAAAUGUUCGCGGUGAUGCUGCUACAUCUAAUAUUCAAGUAAAUGCAAACAAGCGAAGAAAUGUAUCAAUACCUAUUUUAAGUUCCUUUUCUUUGAGGCUUCUUGAUCUGUUGGAUGAUAUGCACGGUGGUGUAUAUAACCUCACUAAAGAAAUUAUUAUGUAUUUUCUUAGAGAUGAUCCUCUUCUAUUUCUUCGUAUGUUUUUCAGCGAUUUAGGCACAUUAGAUUUUGAGACACAGAAAAAGCUUCUUACAAGAAUACACUUUCUUAUUUCGAUGCAACAUGUCUUUCCUCCGGGGUUUACUCAUAUAUUAUUCAAUCAUCUUGCUGGAAUAUUGAAAUGGUAUUCAAGAGAUAACAAAGAAAAUGGGUUGGGAUUAAUGACUUACGUUAUACCUACAUUGGCGGAAAUGGUUCCAACGGUUAAUGACAUUAUCGUUAGAGAUUUCAGGAAAAAUAAGAUUGAAAAUAUUCUUUGUACUAAUGGACAAUUCUGGUUUACUGAUGGAACCCCACAUACAAUGUUUCCAAGACAAUUAACUGAUAAUGAAGUUACAUUUCAUAUCCUUGAUGUCCCACUCGUCAUGUUUCAAGUGGCUAUGCUCCGAGUUGGACAUAUACACUUUAUUACAAAUUAUGUAAUAAAAUGUCCUAGGGAGGUUUAUUCCGUGAAAAAAAUGAUUCAAACCUUUGCUCCAACUUCUUUGACAAAUACUUAUGGUAAUUCAUCGGAUGCGAUAAACAAAGAGGAAAAAUAUUUCCCAGAUAUGGAAAAGUCACAAAAACGUUACAGCGGUUUUAAAAACGUCUUGUCAAGAAAAGAAAAGGACAUUAAAUUAAUAUCAGCAUUACGGGCGAGAUCGUGGUUAAAUUUUUUACUUUCAAUGCUAAAACGAUUAAAUAGCAAUUAUAACGAUCGUAAUGAGCUUAAUAUAUUUUUGAGUGGUGCUAAUGAUAUUAUUUUGGAACAUGCAAAUGAUUUUGGGAUUGUGGGACAAACUUUAGUUUUGUAUAUGACGGUUAUCACAAGGUUUCGUAGAUUGUUUGACAAUAAUCGAGGAUAUUCGAUCUUUAUUCCCGCAUUGUUUAAAGUCUUUUGUGAAUCAGAAAAAAUUCCUCCGAUUAGAUUAGCUAUUACAUUUGUAUGGUGUAAAUUUUUUCAAGUACACGGGGAAUCUUUCAUUUUUCAAACUCUUGGUAGCUUAACACCAUUAAUAUUAAAAGGGUCGACCAAAUCAACAAAGGUUGGACAAUGGUUGUCUUCAUCUCUUUACGAACUUUUCAAAGCUCUAAACACUCCUGUGAAAUACAUGGACUCGCUAGGAAUAUAUGAUGCGAUUGAUGAAUUACACAUAACCAAUCAAUUAUCGUUUGAUCCACCUCCAUUACUUAACAAUACAUUUAGAAGGCGAGCAAAUAGCUCAGCAACAAAGUCCAAGGGAGGAUUAUUAGGAACGUUAAAUGAUAAAACGUUUUCGUUGGAAGAUUUAGUUAGAUUAUUUUUAACUAUUAUUGCUUACGAUCCAGGUUCGCUUCGAGCUGAGCAAUUUGUACAAAUUCUACAAUACCUCAUUCCACACCUUUUAGAAGAGUCUUCUAGUGUUCGGACAUUAGUAGUCGAAGGAAUGACAUCUUUAACUGAAGUAUUCCUUAAAUUUUCAAAAUCUUCUAAACCAAUUAUUCAUUCUACAACGAAUUCUGAGAACAAUGAAACAAUGGAAAAUUCAUCCACGAAUAAACCAUUUGUUUCGGAGGCGACGACUCAAGCAUUCGGCAAACAAUGGCAACAGAAUGAUCGAAUGAUAAUAAAGAGACAAUUCUUAAUUUUAGUGCAGACAUAUAAAAAAUAUGGAGGAAUGCUAUCUGAUAGUUCACAUAAUAAGAUGGCAAAUAUCAUUAGGUUGAUGCUUAAAGAUUAUGCUGCUGUCAAAGUAAAGGUUUCGACAAAUUUUUUAAAAGAUUAUAUUACGGAUGUGUUGCUUUUCAACACCACAUUUGAAGAUGGAAGGAAACCGAUAAUGUCUUUGUUAAAACAAAUUUCAACAUCAUUCCGUCAACAUUACAAGAUAAUUGAUUUUUCUGGGUUGAUCGAAGGUCUGGUCUUAAUAACAUCAGACAAAUGCAGAUUUGCGAUUAAUGAUCACACAAUAUCUUUUACGCUUAAAGACAAAUUUGUUUCAUUUGGCCUGUCUGUUGCAUUAAAACCGGAUUGGGAAGAUGGCGAGUCUUUGCAACUUAAAUUGUGCAAUUGUCUUGUCAAAUUAUUUGUCGCUUUAAUGAUUCAUUCCGAUCAAGAUAUUCUAAGUGAAUUAGACAAAUAUUUACCUUCACAUCAAUUAAUGGCAUACAUUGUGAUUCCAAUAUGCCUUCAAUAUUUGCCUGAAGAUGUAUACUUUACUUCGAUUAAUUCAAGUGCCAAUCCCAAAACUUUGAAAGCGAAGAGUAGUUGGACUCGCUUAUUAUCAUACAUUACAAAAGCAUGUAAUAAAGAGUCCAUCAUGAGAUCAAAAAUAACCUUUACCCUCCUAGGCAAUAAUUCGAAACAAAAUAUUGAUGACAAGGAUGAUGAUAAUAAUGACGAAAAUGUUACAAAUAGAUCACUUCCAACAACAGCUGAAGCUGCGGCUACAUUCAUAAUAAGUUUCACGGCUCUAAAGAUUGUACUUGUACGCGCCGAAAAAUACUUUACAUUAACGAAAGGAAUGUGGGUUCAUAUAAGUCAAUUCGUAAGGCAGAUAUUAUGUACAGCUGGAACAUCACAAAUCAAAUCAGGAUUAUAUUCCUUAGGUGCAACGCCUGCGGCUAGCAAUACAAGUAUACAUAUAAGUAAUGAAGCUAAUGAUCAAAGUGUCGAUAGAACGUCCUUUUUACAUUAUAAUCAUCAUCCAUCUUCACCUGGAGGGGGGUUAAAUAAUUCCCAUAAUUCACGUUCUUCAUUUUCAUCCUCUUCGCUGGAUUUCGUUCUAUGGACAUUUUUGGAGUUGCUUUUGUUUUAUAAAUUACCACUUAACUUAUAUUUACGUACUUUUAUACAUCAAAAAUUACAGAAUGCAUCUACAGGAGCAAAUAGUUUGAGUCACAGACUAUCUGCGCUUGAUAAUAUUCCGAGAUCACCUUCACUUAAUAGUAAUGCCUCAUCAUUUAUUAAAGAAUCAUCUAGAAGAUCCAAAUGGAAAAGUUGGGGAGGUCCUCCAGCAGGUUUUCAACAGGCUUUAAAUAAAAAUCUAGAAAAAGGAAGUGUGGGAAGAAAUUCUAUUUUAAAAUCAGCAAAAGUUGAUAGAGUUAAAACUUUAAGUAUGGGAGAGGGAGGAGGAUCUUCUACAUUAAGUAGAGUAAGCUCAUUCGGAGUCGCAAAUGGUGGUAAUGAUCCACAAGAACAUCAUCAUAUCACAUUUACCUCGGGAGCGUCUACAAGAAAAAUUAGUGGUGUAAAUAAUUUAAUUCAUGAAACCUUAAGUGCAUACUCUAAUGUGCGUACUUUAAUGGGAUAUUUGAAUAGAUCUCAGAACUUAUCAAGUUCACAUGGAAACAAUUCAUCUCCAGAAUUAAGAGCCUGGAGUUAUAAACAAGUAAUAGAUAAAUUGAAAGAGGAAAAGAGAAUUGUUAUGGAAGCUUAUAAAGGUGCCUUUAAUGUUUUAGGGGAAGAAUCAUAUUUUGCCAAUGAUCAUAAUUCUUUUAAUGAAAUUAUUAAUA